AUGGCCGACGCAGCCCCCGAAGUCGAUGUGCCCGCCCCGGCCCCCAUCGCCGACCUGCCUUCAGGCGACCCGAUUCCGUCCUCCACACCCCCUUCCAAACCCCCAAAGCGCCAGCCCCUCCCCCUCGGCGCGCUGCUGGCCGCGCUACCCUCCAACCUCGACUCCUUCCUCGUCCGCCUCGAGAAAUGCCUCUCCACGCCCUCCGGCAUCGACACGGUGAUGCUCUUCCUCUGCUACGCCUCCAAGCUCAGCGGCUCGGUGCUCUCCUCGCUCUCGCAAUCCGCGCUCCGGCGUUCCGCGCGCGAGUGGAUCGCCCUAGUCGCGGCCCUCCCGCGCGGCAACACCCGUCGUCUUCUCCUCGCCCGCCGCGGGCCGCCGCAGCCCGGAGGCGGCAAGACAGCGCUCCCCACCUUCCGCCGCGCUCGGCCCUCCUCCUCUCCAAGCGCCUCACCUCGCUCUCCUUCCCUCCUCAGCGAAGCUCGCAUGAUCAUGCGCCUCCUGGUCGCUGCUCGGCAUGUAUUUCUUGGGCGCGCCUGCCUGCUCCCGCCACCACCUUCUCCUCCAGCAGCGCCCCCACAAACACCACCACCACCACCACCACCGACAAACCCCCCACCCCCGCCCCCACCCCCAGCAAACUGGCCUCCCUCCUCGAAUACAUCCGCCUCGCGCUCUGCAUCACCUUCCAGUCGCUCGAAAACGGCGCGUACCUGUCCUCGCGGGGGAUCAUGUCGUGGACGCCGGCGGAGCAGGGGCGGGCGUUCCAAGUGGAGCGCGCGGUUCUGGGCAGCCUACGUGGGGAUCGAGAUCGGGCGGCUGGCGGCGGAGCGGUUCGGGCCGACGGGGGCGAGGGCGUUCAAGACCAAGACGAAGCAGGAGAAGAGCGAGUGGACCAAGAAGACGGUGCGGCAGCUCGCGUGGGCGCCGUUAACGCUGCAUUGGGAGAGUGAUAAGGGGUUGGUGAGCGAUACGACGGUGGGGGUGCUGGCUUGUAUUCCGGGGGUUAUUCAGAUGCGGGAUUUGUGGGCUUCUACGGCUUGA
Molecule: messenger RNA, 1041 nt
Organism: Chaetomium globosum CBS 148.51
Lineage: Eukaryota; Fungi; Ascomycota; Sordariomycetes; Sordariales; Chaetomiaceae
Exons: 1
Coding region: 1-1041 (346 amino acids)
Source: RefSeq, a predicted model, not a curated record